AUGGCCGUUCAGUGGGGCAUCAUCGGUUACGUCGGUGUAAUGCACAACGUGAAAUGCGGCGAUGUGGACUACGCCGGUUAUGCCCCUCAGCGUAUUAGCUCGUGCCUGGCGGUGCUCGACAUGUUCCUCAACCAGAGGCAUCCCGUCGUCACGAGCUUCGUCAAGUCGGAGACGUCAUCCGGGUUGGAUGAGAAGAGUCCAAAGGCCCGUGACCUUGUGGAGACCAUCGCCAAUAUAUUUGGUGUGAACGACGCGUCGAGCCUCGACCCGAACACAAGCCUCGGCGAUCUGGGCAUGGACUCACUGAUGGGCGUCGAGGUGCAGCAGACCCUGGAGCGAGACUACGACUUCGUGCUGUCUAUUCCGGAGAUCCGGCAGCUCACCGUCAGCGAGCUUCGAGAGAUGAACAACAGAAGUGAUGGAGGAAGCAAGCAGCAGUCCGGAAGCAGCACCGCGGCGUCACAAAUGACGGACCACGAGCCAGAGGAUCAAAGAAGUUCAGCCCAAAGGCCCCUAUAACCUGGUAGGGUAUUCCUUCGGGGCCACUGUGGCCUUCG
This is a messenger RNA of Dermacentor silvarum, 557 nucleotides long. Its product is annotated as fatty acid synthase-like. Lineage: Eukaryota; Metazoa; Arthropoda; Arachnida; Ixodida; Ixodidae. Gene Ontology annotation, biological process: fatty acid biosynthetic process. Gene Ontology annotation, molecular function: phosphopantetheine binding; fatty acid synthase activity. The coding region runs from base 1 to 519 and encodes 172 amino acids. The transcript is spliced from 3 exons. The record is from RefSeq and is a predicted model, not a curated record.